GCCAGUGUUGCCGGUUGUCUGGGGCGGAGUGUUGCUACACCUCUGUCCGCCCCAAGCGUCACGACCUAACCUAAAAAAUCUUCUGUGUAUAAACAAAACCACAUUUUUAUAUUAUUUGUCCUCAUUUUCGCAGAUAAAAUAAGUUAUUUGAAAAUGGCAAAUACACUAUUUACAGUGCUAAGGAAAUCUGUUUCCAUACACUACCUAGCUCGAAACAAUAAUUUAGGCCUGGCUGCUCUAUAUGCACAAGAUAUUCGACAGCUGUUUGUUAAGACAGCUAUGGGGCUGGAUACAUUUGAACAGCAAAGAGAAAAAGUAAAAGCUCAAAUGACUAAUAUAAGUGACAAAUUUAAAGAGAAAAUGGCUGAGAUUGUGACUUCAGAUUCUCCAAAUAUGGUCUUCACUGAAGAUCUUAAAAAUAUGGUGCAUUUGGCAGAUGAUGAUAAAGAUAUUGAAUUAUCAAUUAAAAUGUUAAAAAAAUAUAACAAGCAAAAUAAGUCACUUAGGUUUGGAAACUAUAUCUUUGGACCAGUUGUUAUGAGAAUGCUUUAUAUUCAUAAUAAAGCAGAUUUAGCUCUAGAAUCUUUUAAAUCGCCAGAUCUUUCCCGCAUGUUCGACCAAUAUAUUAGUUAUCAAUUACUCUUAGAUUUAUUGUAUGAAAACCAGAGAUACAAAGAUAUUCUAGAUGUUUUUGAAAAUAUAAAAGAAACACAAUUGGAUGGUCAACAGUACCCAAAGAAUAGUUUAGUACUAGUUCUAGCUGCUUGUUAUAAAAUGAACAACCAGGAAGCUCUUGACUAUGCCUUAAAUCUGUGGGUUGAACUAAAUAAAGUAGGCCAUAAUCCUAUGAGAAGAGCAACUACUUUUUGUGCAGGACUUGCUUUAAAUCAAAAGAAACCGGAUGUUGCCCUAGAAAUAUUGCAAUCUGCCAAAAAUCAAAACUAUACCACAGUUAGGAACCUAAAGGUUGCUUGUUUGGCUGAUAUUGGGAGAAUUUACGAUAUCAUUCCCAUUCUCAAGGAAGUUCUGAAUGAGGACGUCCUUCCUGCUCAAAAACAAACUAGUACAUUCAACAGGGAUGUGUUAGACUUAGUGGAAAAGGCAUUACAGAAAACUGAUAAUUCUGAGUUAACAGUAGAAUUUACCAGACUGGUGCAACAAUUGGAAAAAUUAGGACAUAUAUCGGAUACGCCCCUAGAGAAUCAACUCUGCAGUGAAAUCCAGAAGCCACCAAUCAACAGGAGUCAAGGUUAUCAACAGUAUGAACAGAACUUCCAAUAUAGAAGUCAAGAUCAGAGCCUUAAUAGAAAUUAUGAGCCAAGAAGGCAACCAAAAUACCAGAGGCAGAAACUCCACAGACCAGGACUUACCGAUUUAGUAUAAAUUUGAAACAAGUUUAGGUCAUUUCUUAAAUUACAUUAAACAAAAAAUUGUCCAUUAACCUUUAAUCUCAAGUGCAAAUGUGUUGAUAAAGAUAUUUUAAGAGAAAAACGUUCAGAUUUGUUUUUUUUUCGCAUAGAUUAAUCUUGAUUUUGCGGUUGUUUUAUAUGUAUACUCAAGCAGUCAGUUUUUUAUACAUAAAUACAUAUUUUGUUGAGAUUAUUA
Anthonomus grandis grandis is the source of this 1605-nucleotide messenger RNA. Its product is annotated as pentatricopeptide repeat-containing protein 2, mitochondrial-like. Lineage: Eukaryota; Metazoa; Arthropoda; Insecta; Coleoptera; Curculionidae. Gene Ontology annotation, biological process: multicellular organism development; regulation of mRNA processing; mitochondrion organization. Gene Ontology annotation, cellular component: mitochondrion. The record is from RefSeq and is a predicted model, not a curated record. The transcript is spliced from 7 exons. Gene Ontology annotation, molecular function: RNA binding. The coding region runs from base 154 to 1383 and encodes 409 amino acids.